Molecule: messenger RNA, 1543 nt
Organism: Brassica napus (rape)
Lineage: Eukaryota; Viridiplantae; Streptophyta; Magnoliopsida; Brassicales; Brassicaceae
Exons: 3
Coding region: 1096-1416 (106 amino acids)
Source: RefSeq, a predicted model, not a curated record
UCAAUGUUCUAGAUCGGUCACAUGUUUUUGAUGACAUCUUACAUGGUCGAGCACCUAAAGUUAAGUUCAAGGUCAACAACCACACUUAUCGUAUUGCCUACUAUCUUACUGACGGAAUUUAUCCAAAUUGGGCAACAUUUAUCCAAUCCAUCCCACUUCCUCAAGGUCGUAAAGCCGAAACAUUUGCUGAAAAGCAAGAAUCCGCCAAAAAAGAUGUCGAACGGGGUUUUGGAGUAUUGUAAUCGAGGUUUGCAAUUGUUAAAAACCCAGCUCUACAAUGGGACAAGGCAAAGAUAGGAAAGAUAAUGAAAACUUGUGUCAUAUUGCACAAUAUGAUAGUAGAGAACGAACGACACAGAUACGCUCAAAUUAAUACAUCUGAGUUUGAGUCAGGAGAGUCCAGCAGAAGUUCAAGGGUGAGAAGUAGAGAUAGUAUUCAUGUCGGUGAUAUGUUAGGCAUCCGCAGAGAAGUUCGAGAUUUAGAGAAGCAUGCUCGAUUGAAAGCUGAUUUAGUGGAAAAUAUUUGGCAAAAGUUUGGUGAUAAAGAUGAAUAAGCUUUGUAUGUUUUUGAAUUUCUCUAUUUAUGUAAUCUACUCUUAAUGUAUUGAAUAAAAAAUUUUCAAAAUUUUAUAAUAUAUUUUAAUAUUUUAUUCAUGUAUUCUGAAUUAUUUCUAUUUUUUUAAUUUAUAUUAUUAUUUUAUUCCUAUGAACUCAUUCUUCGGGUUCACUAAUGCAGAAAACAACAAAUACAAGUUCAUAACUAUUUAUAGUCCGACAAAAAAAUAUUAAAAAAAUUAGGUGAACCUCAUGCUCUAAGAGCACCCGCAACGCGGGUUCGUGAUGAAUCCUAAGCGCGAUAACUUAGGUAAAAGCAAUUAAAAAAAUAAUUUUAAAAUGUCGUAACCGAAGGAUUGAUCCUAAACUAAGGGGUUUAAGGAUCAAAUCCUUAAUCACGUGGCAAGGCGGGAGUGGUCGUGGUAGGGGUUGUGUUUCGUAUGUGGAAAAAAACAUUCAUUCUCUUUCUCCGUCUCGAAAAAAAAACUCUCCCGAAGGCGAAAGGCGAUUCAGAGAUCGUGAAACGGUGAAGGUUUUGAAAUGGAGGAAGAACUUCGCGAUAAGAAAGCACAAAAAGAGUACUACAACAUGAUCGAUUUUGUUGCAAAUGCGCAACAGGGGAUUCCCAAAAUUUGCCCCUGUGGAUCAAUCACGAAAGAAACCGUUGAUGAAGAUGAUACGUACGACUACCUCCCGGGAAAAAGAUACUUUAUCUGCAAAGACUUUGAGAAUGAUGGGCUGCAUUUCAGGCAACCAUGGGUUACGGCUAUUCAUGAAGAAGUUGAGAGGCUCAAAGAACGGUAUCACGAGCAGGCGAAGCUUCUGAGAGAGUGCCAGGCAGUUACGGUGAGUGAUGAGUGAUCUGUUAUGUCUUUAGGACUUUACUUAUAUGUGGGUAGGACUAUAGUUCUGUAAUAACUGUAUGAUGUAUGUUCAGGACGAGGUGAGAAUGCUGCAGGACGAGGUGAGAAUGCUGCUUAUGUGUGUG